This is a messenger RNA of Nerophis lumbriciformis (worm pipefish), 937 nucleotides long. RefSeq names its product anti-silencing function 1Bb histone chaperone (gene asf1bb). NCBI's taxonomy places the organism in Eukaryota, Metazoa, Chordata, Actinopteri, Syngnathiformes, Syngnathidae. Gene Ontology annotation, molecular function: histone binding. Gene Ontology annotation, biological process: DNA replication-dependent chromatin assembly. Gene Ontology annotation, cellular component: chromatin; nucleus. The record is from RefSeq and is a predicted model, not a curated record.
GUAGAAGGAGUGACGUACUUCCGCCCGGAGUUGAGUCGCCAGGUCAUGUUCCCACUCGGAGAAGACGCUGGUGCAGUCAGUCCGUGGACGCUGUGUGUGGUGGACGCUGACUAACGUCGACACCAAAACUGCCGCUUUGGUUUUCGUUGACGUUAGAAGGAGACUACGACAGCUAGUGCUGUCUUUUUGUGUGUAGAACCGCCAUGGCUAAAGUUCAGGUACUAAAGGUCGCUGUAUUGGACAACCCUAGCCCAUUUGGGAAUCCGUUUCAGUUCGAAAUCACGUUUGAAUGCAUGGAGAAUUUGUCCGAAGAUCUGGAAUGGAAGCUCAUCUAUGUUGGAUCAGCUGAGAGUGAAGAAUAUGACCAGGUUCUAGACUCUGUCCUGGUGGGACCAGUCCCAGCUGGCAGACACAAGUUUGUGUUUCAGGCUGAUGCUCCAAACACAGGACUUAUUCCAGAGACUGACGCUGUCGGAGUCACCGUACUCCUUAUAACCUGCACUUACAAUGGUCAGAACUUCAUACGCAUUGGUUACUAUGUCAACAAUGAGUACACUGACCCUGAACUACGAGAAAACCCACCUCUGAAACCCGACUACUCCAAGCUGCUGAGGAACAUUUUGGCCUCAACCCCCCGAGUCACUCGCUUCCACAUUAACUGGGAGGGUCUGGCAGAGGAGUCUGAGAACAGCGAGAACGUGGACCCAUCUAACAUCUUUUGUUCGUCUUGUAGAAGUGCAGAAAAACCUUGCUGACCAAAAAGCAUAUUGUUCUAUAGGCAGCUACAGAAAUGCCUCUGAGUUUUUUUAUGCCAAGUUUAGGCUUUUUUUGUAAAACUUGUUACCUCAGUAAGUGUGGAACACUGUUCAAUUGCUCCUGGUUCAUAUAGAAAUAAUUAUGUGUUGCAACCAACAUUGCUGUAAAUAAAGUUUUACAA